Molecule: messenger RNA, 2448 nt
Organism: Filobasidium floriforme
Lineage: Eukaryota; Fungi; Basidiomycota; Tremellomycetes; Filobasidiales; Filobasidiaceae
Exons: 2
Coding region: 1-2448 (815 amino acids)
Source: RefSeq, a predicted model, not a curated record
AUGUCCUCGCUCGCCCCGAUCCACCGACUCCCACCCGAACUCGUAGACUCGCUCCUCCUCUACGUACCCGCCGACCAGCUACAGUACACCUCGCUCAACCUCAAACAGGUCUUUCCCGAGUUGGCCAUCAGCGAACGACACUUGUUUACGCAUCUCAGAGUGGGCAGGCCUGAACAGUUGAGACCGAUGUGGGAGAGGUUGAGGCGGGAAAAGUACGGCGAGGAUGAGCAGCAGGAGCAUGCCCAGGAGGAUGACGACGACGACGAACGAGGUCUACUCCGCUUCGUCGAAUCAUUCACCCUCGCCUGUUUCUCUGGAGACGCAGACCUGAUGAACAACGUCCUCCGUCUCAUUCCCGCCAUCCGAAGGCUCUCUUUGAACUUGGGGACGAACUUCGCACCGGAACACCUGGCAGAGGCCUUUCAGGUCGAGAGGAAGCGGAUCGAGGUGGUCGAGGUCAGGUUCAGGCCGUAUGUAGAUAGGGCGACGUAUUAUCAGUUUCUAAAGGGCUCCUACUUUGACACCGCCAUCGAGACCAUCACCCGGACCUGGCCCGAGACACCUACCUUUCGUCACCUCUCCAUCGUACAGGACGUCCCCCCGCGUUUCUCGGUACCGCACCUGGUCAAACGGAUGGCCAGGGUCAAGUUGGCGAAAGAGAAGCAGGAACAGAAGCGGUUGUUGCAGGAAGCUCAGGGUGGAACAGCAAGUGGAGAGGUAGAUGUGGACGGGGAAGAGAAGAAGAGGGACGGCCUGCCCUCGUCGGACGAAGCCAACUCGGACUCGGGCUCGGAACCGUCCGACGACGACGAAGCGUGGGACGCGCUCGCCGACGCUCAUCCUGUCGAACCCAAGACGGGGUAUACGGGUCAAGGUCCAUUUCCUUACCUCUCGGGCAGACUGGCGGAUGCUAAACCGAGCACGUUCGCCCAGCCCGUCGUCUUCCACGACAUCACCUGUCUGGCGCGGUUGGCCAGGUCUCCAGGGAGUUGGCACGUGAGGGACUUGAGACUCAGGUGUCCCGGAAGGGAUGUCGUCAAAACCUUGAGCGAGGGAGGAGAUACGCCACAUGACGCGCAGGGGAGACGCUGGUUCCCCCGGCUCAGGUACCUGGACGUCUCCACCUCGAACGUCAGGCUGGACGGAUGGUUGCCCGUCCUCCUGCGACGGUACAGCAAGCUCGAACACAUCGUUCUCGAUCGGACCAACCUGUUCGGAUUCCGGGGGAAAGACUCUGGGCAAAUCUUGUGUGCGGAUCUGGCGAGGAUGUGUGCGGGAAUGGUGGGGAUUCAAAGGGCCAAGGAGAGGGAAAGAGAGUUGACGAGGUUGGAAGAGGUGCAGCGGAGGCGGGAGGCCGUACUGGAGAGGGAGAGGCAGAGGAGGAUCUCGGCGGAACGACCGAUCAGGGAGGAGCACGAGGGUGAAGAAGAUGGCGAGGAUGAGGACGAGGACCAGGACGAGCUCGAGUUUGAUGAGAAUGGUGAUCCGAUCGAGAGACCGCCUCGUCGACGUCGGCCGGUACCCGAGCCGGAACCAGAGCCGGAGCCCGUGCAGUAUCGCGCCAUGGAACGAGCUCGACCGCGUCGAAACCGACGAACCAUCGCCGUGGCUACAUUCUCGGUCCGGGAAAACAGUCGACGGAACAGGACCAACGACAGAGCAGGUGUCGAGGACGAUGCGGAUCUGAUCAUACCUCCACCUCAAUCCGUAUGCAUGGUUCUCCCCUCGCUUUCCAAGCUGAAAUCGGUCAACCUCGGUGGUGAAUCGUUGCCGCUCGAUCAGACUAAACUGGACGCCUGGGAAAAGGGAUUCCGAGCGGGUUGGAAGGACGGGAUCGACAAGGCGUACGAAUGGGCGACAAGGGUCGGGGAGAGGUACGAUCGAGCCCUCAAGGCGGCCGAGGCGUGGAAAUCGGCCGAACAGCUCGAGUUUGGUCAAGGGUCGAAGACGGCCAAGGGGAAACGCGGUCCGUCACCCCUGUUGCUACCUAAUGGGAAACCUCGAACGAGACCGCCACUCGACGUCAGGUUGUACAGGUAUCCCUGGCCGCAGGAGACGAUCAGGGAAGAAGACGAGGUUGCUGAUCCAGACGAUCCGUACGCCGGGUUGAUCAGGGUUGAGACCGAUGAAAAUUGGAAGGACGUCUAUUUACGCUACCUGGGCGAAGCUGGCGAAAGGUGCGCGGCCGAUGCGACGAUCGUCAACCAGGACGGUCGAGUCGACCCAGUGCCCAAACCAGAGAUUUCGAGCUCGACCUUGGCGGGUCCGGUGCUUUGUUGCAUCCCGGACUGCGAGGGGCCGAUGCGACGGGGAGACGGCGGAGAGAGGGUCGAUGGGAGAGCCGGGAUGAAGCUCGUCAACGGACGCGUCGUCAUCCGAGGAGGGUUCAAACACAAGCCAGGCUGCGGACACGCUUAUGCUGCCAAUGUCUGGUCGAAUCAGGUGUGA